Messenger RNA from Salarias fasciatus (jewelled blenny), 926 nucleotides. RefSeq names its product CD209 antigen-like protein C. NCBI's taxonomy places the organism in Eukaryota, Metazoa, Chordata, Actinopteri, Blenniiformes, Blenniidae. The transcript has 6 exons. Bases 30 to 884 code for a protein of 284 amino acids. The record is from RefSeq and is a predicted model, not a curated record.
UGGUGGACAGUACAAGCAACUCCGCAGCUAUGGACAAGCCACAGAGAAGGACAAAAAACUACAAUGGUGGCGACACAGGUCCGAGGUACCGACUGCUGCUGCUGAGUUUGGGACUGCUGAACGUGGCGCUGUUGAUAUGUGCAGUUGUUAUUGGAAUAAUGUGUGCCCAAAUAAGGCAGAACUCCCUCCACGUGUCCCAUCCAGUUGCAGCACAGCUCCUCAAUCAGCUCCAUGAUCUCCACAACAACCACAGUGACGUGAUCAUGGCUGAGGAGGACGCCAAGAGAGCUUUAGAGACAGCGGUCAAAAACCACGCCAUGCUCAAAGACCAGCUCCAACAAAAACAGAUCAUCAAUGACGGCUAUCAAAAACAGCUUGAGGCUCUGCGGACUGAGAGGACGACCCUGCUCUCUAACAUUUCAGCUCUGGAGAUGUCAUGUGGGAAAUGCCCCCCUGGAUUUCUUCAUUUCAACACCUCCUGCUACUUUUUUUCAUACGCCGAGUCCUCUACUGUCAAAAAGAACUGGCACAACAGCAGAACAGACUGCAUCAACCGUGGAUCUGACCUGAUUGUGAUCGACAGCCCAGAGGAGCAGACAUUUGUGGGUAACAGCGUUAAGAAAAUGGUGCAAGGUCUAAAUGUCUGGCAGAAUGGUUUCUGGGUGGGUCUCACCGACAUGGACACAGAGGACCACUGGGUGUGGAUUAAUAAUGUCACAGAGGUGGAACCAAGAUACUGGAUGGAUGGAGAACCAAACGAAUAUGGGAUAGGUGAGGACUGUGCAGCUGUAGUGUACAGCUCUUCCAACCCUUGGAAGUCCCGAAACGAUGCAAAUUGCCAGAGGAACGAGCUAUACUGGAUAUGUGAGAAGGUGUCAAGAUAAGACCAGUGGUUUCGUCUGAUGUGUUGAUCCAACAUUCUUGAU